CAAAGAGCCACAGCGAACAAAAGCCAUAUAUUGUAACGAAUUACUACCUAGCUAGUUAACCUGGUCUCUCCAGAGCAAGCUACCCGUUAGUCUUGAUCAGCUAGCUCUAGCUAGUAGUUAGCCAUGAAGGUAGAGCAGGACCUCCACAUGAGCCGGGGCGACGGCGAGACCAGCUACGCCGCCAACUCAAGGCUUCAAGAGAAGGCCAUCCUGAAGACGAGGCCGCUGCUUCACAAGGCCGUCGAGGAAGCUCACGCGUCGCUCUCCGGCCUCUCCCGCGCGCCUGCAGGCGGCAAGAUGGUGGUGGCCGACCUCGGCUGCUCGUCGGGGCCCAACACUCUCCUCGUCGUCUCCGAGGUGCUCAGCGCGGUGGCCAACCGCUCAUCAUGCGACCACAAGUCCUCGCUGGUGGCGGACGUCCAGUUCUUCCUCAACGACCUCCCCGGCAACGACUUCAACCUCGUGUUCCAGUCCCUCGAGCUGUUCAAGAAGCUCGCCGAGAUGGAGUUUGGGAAGGCUCUGCCUCCCUACUACAUUGCCGGCUUGCCGGGCUCUUUCUACACCAGGCUCUUCCCCGACCGCUCCGUCCACCUCUUCCACUCCUCCUACUGCCUCAUGUGGCGCUCCAAGGUGCCUGACAAGCUAGCGAGCGGUGAGGUGCUGAACGCGGGCAACAUGUACAUCUGGGAGACCACGCCGCCGUCGGUGGUCAAGCUGUACCAGAGGCAGUUCCAGGAGGACUUCUCGCAGUUCCUGGCGCUACGCCACGACGAGCUCGUCUCCGGCGGCCAGAUGGUGCUGACGUUCCUGGGCAGGAAGAACAGGGACGUGCUCCGCGGCGAAGUGAGCUACAUGUAUGGGCUUCUUGCCCAAGCUCUCCAGUCCCUAGUCCAAGAGGGACGUGUGGAGGAGGAGAAGCUGGACAGCUUCAACCUGCCGUUCUACUCGCCAUCGGUGGACGAAGUGAAGGCAGUGAUCAGGCAGAGCGGGCUGUUCGACAUAAGCCACAUCCAGCUCUUCGAAUCCAACUGGGAUCCACAGGACGACAGUGACGACGACGACGUGGCGACGCUGGACAGCGUUCGGAGCGGCGUCAACGUCGCCAGGUGCAUCAGGGCCGUGCUCGAGCCCCUCAUCGCUCGUCAUUUCGGGAGGUGCAUAGUGGACGACCUGUUCGACAUGUACGCGCGGAACGUAGCACAGCACCUCGAGCAGGUGAAGACCAAGUACCCUGUCAUUGUGCUCUCCUUGAAGGCAAGACGCUGAACCUAUCCGUUCGUCGGCUCGUGGUACACGAUGUUGCAUUUUAUAAGUAGCGUGCCAGUGUGUGUUGUUGGGGACCGAUUGAUCACCCAGCUGCUCUGCAAAUUGGGUCUGCCAUAGCCUUUGUCUAGCUUUGAGUCGUUUGUCGUUGUAAGUUAAAUGCGACGUGUGCGUGAGUCAGUAAAAGUAAAAUGAACUAGCCCACGCGAAUACGCGGGCAUGUAUCUUAAGUUGUGUUUAUAUGGGUAGAAAAUUAAUCUAAUUAUUUCUAUCUUGAUUGAAAAGUAUGAUUUCUCUAAAA
Molecule: messenger RNA, 1564 nt
Organism: Oryza sativa Japonica Group (Japanese rice)
Lineage: Eukaryota; Viridiplantae; Streptophyta; Magnoliopsida; Poales; Poaceae
Product: anthranilate O-methyltransferase 1
Biological process (GO): methylation
Molecular function (GO): S-adenosylmethionine-dependent methyltransferase activity
Source: RefSeq, a predicted model, not a curated record